AUGUCCGGCCGCGGAAAGCAGGGAGGUAAAGCUCGGGCUAAGGCCAAGUCUCGCUCUUCUCGUGCUGGGCUGCAGUUCCCUGUGGGCCGUGUGCACCGGCUGCUGCGCAAGGGGAACUACGCGGAGCGAGUGGGAGCCGGCGCUCCCGUUUACAUGGCUGCGGUGCUGGAGUACCUCACGGCGGAGAUCUUGGAGCUGGCUGGCAACGCCGCCCGGGACAACAAGAAAACCCGCAUCAUCCCCCGGCACUUGCAGCUG
This is a messenger RNA of Terrapene triunguis (Three-toed box turtle), 258 nucleotides long. Its product is annotated as histone H2A type 2-C-like. The record is from RefSeq and is a predicted model, not a curated record. Lineage: Eukaryota; Metazoa; Chordata; Testudines; Emydidae. The transcript has a single exon. The annotation marks the transcript as partial. Gene Ontology annotation, cellular component: nucleosome. Gene Ontology annotation, molecular function: protein heterodimerization activity; DNA binding; structural constituent of chromatin.